This is a messenger RNA of Cavia porcellus (domestic guinea pig), 1961 nucleotides long. Its product is annotated as flavin-containing monooxygenase 3. The transcript has 9 exons. The record is from RefSeq and is a predicted model, not a curated record. Bases 236 to 1834 code for a protein of 532 amino acids. Gene Ontology annotation, molecular function: N,N-dimethylaniline monooxygenase activity; NADP binding; flavin adenine dinucleotide binding. Lineage: Eukaryota; Metazoa; Chordata; Mammalia; Rodentia; Caviidae.
AUCUGCCCCUAGAAUGUAGACUUGCUGGAGAAUUUUCUCUUUAAAGCUGCACAGAAAACGCAGCCAGGAGCUAGGUGUACAGAAGAAAGAAGACAAAGAAAAGGAGUCCUGAAUUCUUUAGAAUGUUUUCUGGAGUGCAAAUGUAAGCUUUCUGCUUUUGCCAGAAAGUGAUAGCAAAAGAAACUUCAGCAACAUCUUUGCUGGGAAUGUUCACAGGACCUUUGCACAAGGAAACAUGGUGAAGAAAGUGGCCAUCAUCGGGGCUGGUGUCAGUGGUUUGGCCUCCAUCAGGAGCUGUCUGGAAGAGGGGCUGGAGCCCAUCUGUUUUGAGAGGAGCAAUGACAUCGGCGGCCUCUGGAAAUUCUCAGACCAUGCAGAGGAGGGCAGGGCCAGCAUUUACAAAUCAGUCUUUACCAACUCUUCCAAAGAGAUGAUGUGUUUUCCUGAUGUCCCUUUUCCUGAUGACUUCCCCAACUUUAUGUGCCACAGAAAGCUUCAGGAAUACAUCGUUGCAUUUGCCAAACAAAAGAGCCUUCUGAAAUACAUACAAUUUGAGACACUCGUAACCAGUGUAACUAAACGUCCUGAUUUCUCAAUUACUGGCCAGUGGGAUAUCACCACUGAAAAACAUGGUAAAAAACAGUCAGCUGUCUUUGAUGCUGUCAUGGUUUGUUCUGGACAUCAUGUGUACCCCAACAUACCAAAAGAGUCCUUUCCAGGAUUAAAGGAUUUUAAAGGCAAAUGCUUCCACAGCAGGGACUACAAGGAACCAGGAAUAUGGAAGGGGAAGCGUGUCCUGGUGAUUGGCUUGGGGAACUCAGGCUGUGACAUUGCUGCAGAACUGAGCCACACAGCAGAGCAGGUCAUGAUCAGCUCCAGAAGUGGAUCUUGGGUGAUGAGCCGGGUCUGGGAUGAUGGUUAUCCUUGGGAUAUGCUGUUUGUCACUCGAUUUCAAAGUUUCCUAAAGAACAAGUUGCCAACAGCAAUCUCUGACUGGUGGUACGUGAAACAGAUGAAUGCAAGAUUCAAGCAUGAGAACUAUGGAUUGAUGCCUUUAAAUGGAACCCUGAGGAAAGAGCCUGUGUUCAAUGAUGAACUGCCAGCUCGCAUCCUGUGUGGCACCGUGUCCAUCAAGCCUAAUGUGAAGAAGUUCACGGAGACCGCAGCCAUUUUUGAAGAUGGAACCAAGUUUGAGGGCAUUGACUGUGUCAUCUUUGCAACAGGAUAUACUUAUGCCUACCCUUUCCUUGACGAAUCCAUCAUUAAAAGCAGAAACAAUGAGACCACCUUGUAUAAAGGCAUCUUCCCUCCUCACCUAGAGAAGUCAACCUUUGCUGUGAUUGGCCUUGUCCAAUCCCUUGGGGCUGCCAUCCCCACGACUGACCUCCAGGCCCGCUGGGCAACACAAGUAAUAAAAGGAACAUGUACUUUGCCUUCUGUGAAAGUCAUGAUGGAUGAUAUUGAUGGGAAAGUGGGGAAAAAUAAAAAAUGGUUUGGCCAAAGUGAGACUCUGCAGACGGAUUAUGUCGUUUAUAUGGAUGAAAUAGCCUCCUUCAUUGGUGCAAAGCCCAACAUCCUGUGGCUGUUUCUCACAGAUCCCGUAUUGGCUGUGGAAGUUUUCUUUGGCCCUUGCAGCCCCUACCAGUUUAGACUAGAAGGGCCAGGUAAGUGGUCAGGAGCCAGAAAUGCCAUCCUGACCCAGUGGGACCGGACGUUGAAACCUACAAGCACACGAAUUGUUGGGGAUCUUCAGAAGCCUUAUGUAUUCUUCCACCUGUUCAAACUCUUUACUAUUUCUAUUCUGUUCAUUGCUCUUUUCCUUAUGUUGAUCUAAUCAUCAUUCCAUCAUUUCCAGAAACUCCUAUUAGCAAUGUCCUAAUAAUUACCUCUGAAUGUAGAAUUCAUGGUUUUCAUCAUUCACUUCUGUGUGUUACUCUCAUUAAAAUAAUCAAAUACAUUCA